Plasmopara halstedii is the source of this 150-nucleotide messenger RNA. RefSeq lists its product as uncharacterized. Lineage: Eukaryota; Oomycota; Peronosporomycetes; Peronosporales; Peronosporaceae. The transcript is spliced from 2 exons. The record is from RefSeq and is a predicted model, not a curated record. Bases 1 to 150 code for a protein of 49 amino acids.
AUGACGGCCAAAGUUGGCAGCAGCAAGCGUCUGAAAGAGGACCAAAACCAAAUGACAUCAGAAUAUGUGGCAAAGGUUUGGACUUUAAAACAGUUCAUGCGUGCUCAUAAUCGUGCUUACGAUUGUACAAUCUCGGCCACCCGUUUAUAG